GCGAAGUAGAGGACUGUCAGUGCAUCUUACAUUGCCAAUGCUUUGGUUUCGAAAGAAAACAACAGAUGUUGUGCAAGCAGGUUCGCAAAAGGGAUCACUAGUUGGAGUAAUUUGAUCUAAAUACGCUAUUCGUUUCGGUCAACUGAUUAUCUUUUACGCGUAGUUUAGGCAAUCCCUAAAAAUCAUUCAAGAAGUACUACGUGAUAGACUGAAAAGUCUGUGAGGCAGUGAUAUUAAUAUACAUUAGGAUAUAGUGCUUUGAUGACACCUGCCUGAAAGAUAUGUCCGUUCGCAAUCCCACUACGCUGAUGUCUAUCACCAAUGAGGAAAGUUUCGAUUUCCUGUUCAAAAUCGUUCUUAUUGGAGACUGCGGGACGGGUAAAACCUGUAUUGUGCAGCGCUUCAAGUCCGGAAAUUUCAUCGAAAGCCAUGGCAAUACGAUCGGAGUGGAUUUUUCGAUGAAAGCAGUCACAGUGGACGGGAAAAAAGUUAAGCUACAAAUCUGGGACACUGCUGGACAGGAACGCUUCCGGACAAUCACACAGAGCUAUUACAGAUCAGCAAAUGGAGUCAUUAUAGUUUACGACAUCACAAAACGGUCCUCCUUUUUGAACCUGCAACGAUGGAUUGACGAAGUGCGCCGCUACACGGCUUCCAACGUGAUGAUAUUUGUCAUUGGUAACAAAUGUGAUCUGGACGCCAUUCGGGAGGUUGAUUUCGCGGAAGCACAAACAAUGUGCCAAUAUAUACCGGAGAUUAUGUUUGUGAUGGAAACGUCGGCCAAGGAUAACAGGAAUAUUGAAGAUGCUUUCAUGACUCUUGCAACCGAAUUGAAGAGGAGACAUGAUAACAUAACUUCAGAUGAUGUAACUGAUGGCAUAACGCUCGGGCAAAGCAUGUCACUUUCGGUCAGUAAUUGUAGUUUAUGCAGCAAAACGUGAAUUAUUGUAGUAUGUCUAAUUAUACUUUAGUUAUUGAAUCUCUCCGUAUUAGGAAAGUAGCCUAUUGUCACAGACGUAACUGUAUAUAGUAUAAUAAUAUUUUUAGGAUAAUUCGGAAGAUAUGUACUAAUUAAUAUAUUAUAGUUAUGACAAAUGUGUUAGAUUUUAUAAAUGGAAUUAAAAUGUAUGACUCGCACUAUGAUUAAAGAAUGACGAAAUGCCAAAUACUUGCUGGCUAAAAGUGUAAUCCCAAAUCUAAAAGCUAAUUUUGACUCUUAUUUCUUGUACUACUGCAAUAAAAUUGAAACAUUCAAAAUGAAUCACAAA
Armigeres subalbatus is the source of this 1268-nucleotide messenger RNA. RefSeq names its product ras-related protein Rab-43 (gene Rab19). Lineage: Eukaryota; Metazoa; Arthropoda; Insecta; Diptera; Culicidae. The record is from RefSeq and is a predicted model, not a curated record. Gene Ontology annotation, cellular component: trans-Golgi network; Golgi cisterna. The transcript has 4 exons. Gene Ontology annotation, molecular function: GTP binding; GTPase activity. Bases 282 to 941 code for a protein of 219 amino acids. Gene Ontology annotation, biological process: vesicle-mediated transport.